Messenger RNA from Spodoptera frugiperda (fall armyworm), 4608 nucleotides. RefSeq names its product ribosome-releasing factor 2, mitochondrial (gene mRRF2). The transcript is spliced from 14 exons. Gene Ontology annotation, molecular function: translation elongation factor activity; GTPase activity; GTP binding. Gene Ontology annotation, cellular component: mitochondrion. Bases 570 to 2837 code for a protein of 755 amino acids. Lineage: Eukaryota; Metazoa; Arthropoda; Insecta; Lepidoptera; Noctuidae. Gene Ontology annotation, biological process: ribosome disassembly; mitochondrial translation. The record is from RefSeq and is a predicted model, not a curated record.
CUGUAGGUUUGUCUGUGUAUUAUGUCUUUGUGUACCUAUACACUACACCACUUAUCACUGCUAUAUAUUAAGUUCAGGGUCAAUGAUUUGGGAUUAAAUGAAUAAGAUGGUAAUACGUGAAACACAGUAGAUAUAUUUCCUACGUGCGCCUACGGUUCGGCGUUACAAGCGACUGACUGACUGGCUCUAUAACUAGCGUACUCAACGCAAUCAGUAAAGUCAGCAUUUGUGUCCCUACACAUCCAUUACAUGCCUACAUAAGUUAUAUUUUGUUAUAGAUAUACCGAUAAAGUUAAGCAACAAUAAUAAAAUUAAUAACGUGUACUGCAAUUGCUAGUUGCAAUGAUGGGGCUCGAAGAAAAUUCACAAUAAUUAAUGUUAUCAAAAAACAAUGACGUUUGGAAAUUACAGUCGGACUGCAGUCAAAUGUCAAAGUACAUUGUCAAAUUUGUCAAUUCUGUCAAAUCAAAAUUAUGACCUUAUCAGUCAGCUGGUGGUGGUAGGUCUAAUUGGAUUGAGCAUGGGAUUAUCAUAGGUUUUGGUGAGUUAGUUGUAGUAAAGGCUUCAACAUGAAUCGUUACCGGCGGGUAUUUAGAGUGUCCUGGCUCAGAAGGUGCUUCUCGACCAAUGGAGACAAAAAGACAGAAAAUAUCCGUAACAUAGGCAUCUUGGCUCACAUAGAUGCAGGGAAAACAACAACUACGGAGAGAAUGCUGUUCUUCUCCGGGACCAUCAGAGCCAUGGGGGAGGUGCACCAUGGCAACACUGUGACAGACUACAUGGAACAGGAGCGGCAGCGGGGAAUCACCAUUACAUCUGCGGCGGUAUCGUUCCCCUGGCGUGGCAGUCAGAUCAACCUGAUAGAUACUCCGGGCCACAUUGACUUCACCAUGGAGGUGGAGCAGAGCCUCGCUGUGCUGGACGGAGCUGUCAUUGUGCUGGACGCCUCAGCUGGUGUAGAAGCACAAACCCUAACAGUGUGGAAGCAAGCCAGUGGGUACCGAGUGCCUCGGAUCCUGUACCUCAACAAGAUGGACCGAGGAGACGCCAGCGCUGAGGCGUGUGCUCGCUCCGUCAAAGAAAAACUCAAUGCUCAGCCGCUGUUGCUGCAUACUGAUGUCAGGCUUGAAGGAAGACUUAUAGGUUUGAUAGACCUGAUAACGAUGGAGGAGGUGAUAUGGACGCAGGGGCGGGGGCAGACGCUGGUGCGGCGCAAGCUGACGGAGACGGCGGACGGACGCAAGUGGGAGGCGGCCAUGGCCGACCACAAGGACCUCGUGGAUACACUGUCCAGUCUCGACGACCAGCUCGCCGAGACUAUUAUACAACAGGAAACUCUAGAAAUCAGCAGCAAAGAAAUAGAAGAAGCUAUCAGACGGUGCACCCUCGCAAUGAAAGGCUUCCCAAUCCUCUGCGGCAGCUCCUACAAGAACAUUGGCGUCCAGACCCUGAUGGACGCUAUCAUCUCCUACCUUCCAAGUCCUGGGGAAGGUCACAAGAUGUACAGAAGCUUCGGGACUGACCUGGCUGCCAGAGCCUUCAAGGUGCAGCAUGAUGACCAGCGAGGAGUGCUCACCUUCCUUCGGCUUUAUAGCGGAGAGAUCAGUAAAGGACAGAAGAUUUAUAAUCUUGCCCGGGAUAAGAAUGAGCAGGCGGGGGCGCUGUACGUGGCGCUGGCGGACGAGUACCGGCUAGUGGACAGAGUCACCGCGGGGAACAUCGCCGUCGUCAGCGCGCUCAAGGCCACAAUGACGGGUGACCUGGUGACAUCGUCCCAGUCUUCAGCGUCCCGGGCCAAGGCACAGCUGGCGCAGCUGCUGCAGACUGCCGGAGACCAGGUCGAGGAGCUGGUGCUGCCCAGUGCCAGGCAGAAACUACAGGUCAUGGACACGCCGCCUUCUAAUGAUGAACUUGCUGAACUACUGCUGGGAAUCGGCACUACGGUCCCGGAGCCCGUGUUCCUGUGCUCCAUCGAGCCGCCCAGCGUGUCGCAGCAGCCCGCGCUGGACGCCGCCCUGCUGCAGCUGCGGCGGGAGGACCCCAGCCUCCGCGUGCACACCGACGCCGACAGUGGACAGACUGUACUCGCAGGUAUGGGCGAGCUCCACCUGGAAAUAAUCAAAGAGCGCAUUAUCCGGGAGUACAGGAUCGAGGUGGAGUUGGGGCCCCUGCAGAUAGCGUACAGGGAGACCCUGCAGGGCUCCGCCCGGCACACGCUCGCCGUGGACCGCAAGAUUGGGGGCUCCAGGCAGCUCUGCAAGGUCACCAUGUCUGCUAAACCUGUGAAGGGCAUCCCUUCUGAGAAGAUCUUGAAAUUGGACAAGAGUGGCGACAGCGCGGCCAACCUGUCCCACGUGCACCCUCGCCACAUGCAGGCCAUCAGACAGGGGCUCGCCACCGCCCUCAUGCACGGAGCCAAGCUCGGCUGUCCCGUAGUAGACGUGCAAGUGACGCUGCACUGGUUCGAGCUCGGGCGAGGCACGUCCGACUCCGUGGUCACCGCCACCGUCGCGCAAUGCCUCCGGAAGGUGUUCGAAGAAGCAGAGCCAGUGCUGCUGGAGCCGCUGAUGUUCGUGGAGGUGGUGUGCCCGGAGUCCCACUCGGCCAGGGUCCUGGCAGACCUCGCGCGCAGACGGACCCAGAUACAGCACAUACAUGUCCGCCAUCAGAACAAGGUGAUAGAGUGCCUGGCCCCGUUGUCGGAGCUGCUGGGCUACUCCACCAGCCUGCGCUCCCUCAGCUCCGGCCUGGCCAGCUUCACCAUGGAGUUCCAUUCCCACAGCCAGAUGUCGCCAGUCGACGAGGAGAAAGCCAUCAGAGCCAUCACAGGUUUCUAAACACACUAUCGAACGAGAUAUGUAUAUUAUAUACCAGGGGUGGCCAACAGGGGCCUUAGUCUGCUAUUACAAUUGUGUCAGAAUGGUCGAUCACUGAGCAGUGCGAGAGAGACGGAGCUAUGAAGGUUGUAUAGCAGACUAAGGCCACAGGUCGAUCGCGAUCGACCGGUCGAUCCCGAGAGCAUUUUUGACCGAUCGUGGACCAGAUUUUAAGAAAAAAACUUCAAAAUGUUUGGUACUAAAGUAUGUGUACACAUAAAUAUUUUGUAUAAAAGGUCGAUCGCGAGGAACUUUUAGAAAAAAAGUCGAUCGCGAGUACAUAUAAGUUGGCCACCCCUGUUAUAUACUAUGUGGGAUUAUACAACGCCUCAUGCAAUGUCAGGAUACUUUCGUGAGACAUACUAAAUAAAUUAUAAUGUUGUCGGCUUACUCACGUAAAUGUUUGACGAGCAACUCGACUAGUUUCAAGCCAUGCUAGAGUCUCAUAUUCAUGAGCUGCUACUGGUAGUACUGGUAUUCGAGUUCCUCGUCAAACAGUUACGUGAGUAAGCCGAUAACAUAAUAACUAAUGAUAGGCUACGUAUUAAAAUGGUGUGAGCAAUUUAUGGUUAAUGUUGAAAAUAGGCGAUGCUUGUGACUAAACCAGAAAAAUAGCAAAACUGUAAUUUUAUCAUGGAUAGUUUUGUAGUCGCUCGAAGUGAACGUUUUGAAAAUUGCAACAUAUCUUAGCUUUUAUUACCUAGUAGUAACGAUCAUAGUAGAUAACACUCUGUGGUUUCUACCUACCAUUGGGAUCAAGAUGUAUUUCUGGUUAGGUUAUAAGUACAUUAAAAAUGAAUGUAAUCUCAACUGUAUGAAAAGUAGAUGGCAAUAUAAUUAAUAUUGAAAACUUUAAAAAAAAUAUCAAUGUUGUCUACCCCUUCACUGAAUUCCAAAUGCUUGAUUACUAUCUUCUACCACGCUUAAAUAAACUACAGUUUUUUUAAUAGUCGUAUCACGCCUUUAAUCCCCGACGGGGUAGGCAGAGGUGCACUUUGCGCUACGUAAUGUCGCUGUACAAAGUCCCAUGUAAUUGGGGGUGAGCCAACUGGGCACAAUUCCAGACUCCGUACUACUAAUGAGAGAGUGAUACUUUGCCCGAGCCCGACCCGGGAAUCGAACCCGAGAACCCUUGCCCGGCACUUGCAACCACUUUCAACGAGGUAGUCUUCUAUCUGCCUACGAUUUCAAGAAUGAAUAAAAGGCAAGAUAAAUAAGCAAUGAUUGGUCAAGAAAUAAAUUGUUCUUUAAUUUUAAAAACCUUGGGUCUUUUAUGAACAUAGAUAUAAAGAAUAUUAAAAUUCCGCCAUUACGCCUUGUUAUUGCGUCUUGGUGCUAUGAUAUUGUGACCCCUGUGGGGUUUUAGAUAGCAAUUUAAAAUGGUGAAGUUUGAACGGCUAAAGUCGAACUUGGACCAGUAAUAUUAUGUAUGUGAAAGUGUUAUUAACCGAUUCGUUGCGGAUGGCACGACAGGCGUGCCAUCCAAUUUUUUUACAUAUGGCGUAUGACACGCGUGUCGUGUCAUUAAAUGUCUUUUAUCUCGCUCAAAUCGAAAUUUCUCGAGGUGCUUCUUGAAAAAAGAAAAAGAACAUUUUAUUCUGUACAUGGCUGAUGGCACAAUAGGCGUGUCAUCAACUGAUAUGGCGCUUGACACGACUGUCGUGUCACGAAAUAUUUGUUCGUCGCCACGCAUAAAAGUGCACCAAAAUGGGCGUCGCAACGAAUCGGUUAA